Molecule: messenger RNA, 2359 nt
Organism: Melospiza georgiana
Lineage: Eukaryota; Metazoa; Chordata; Aves; Passeriformes; Passerellidae
Product: exocyst complex component 3-like
Exons: 12
Coding region: 1-1959 (652 amino acids)
Biological process (GO): exocyst localization; exocytosis
Cellular component (GO): exocyst
Molecular function (GO): SNARE binding
Source: RefSeq, a predicted model, not a curated record
AUGCAGAAGAGAAAGCAUUCCUGGGCAGCCUUUGUGGGAGGAGGCAACAAGAAGGGGGAGAAAAUGAGUGGGGAAAAUGCAAGAAUACUGCCCAAGGCCACACAUGAGGAAAGAAAGAAGCAGGAGGCAAAAAGGAAAGGGAAAUUGAAAACCUUGGCAGGCAAAUUGCUGAAGACUGUGGUUGGUGGGAAGGAAACAGAGGAGAAGGCUGGUGCUGAGGAUGUGGCAGGGAAUUUGCUGAAGAGACCAAGCUGUAGGAAAGCAGAGGAGAGAGGGACGCCUGCAGAGGAAACCAUCUGCACAUUCAUUGAGCAAGGAAAAUUUUUGGAAGCUUGUGACCAGAUUCAUAAUCUGGAGCAUUCUGGAAAUUAUGGAAUGGGAAAGUGUGAAUCACUUUAUGUGCUGCUGGCUGAACGAAUGUGGACUGUAGUGGGAGAAGCACUCAGUGGAGGUGACAGGAUGCUCCUGGAGCCGUUGCAGUCAGUGGGGGAAUCACUGAAGUGGGAGAAGCAGAAGGAAGCAGAGUGGCUUGGCAACAGCCUAGAGACAGACUCUGUUUCCACCUGGAGCCCAAACUUCUGGAGAAAAGAUCUGGAGGAAAAGCUAAUGCAGUACAUGACAGCCCAGAUUCCCCCGUUUGCUUCCUCUACUGACACCGAUGAGACUGCCCUGAAACAGCACCUGAGUCACCUGGAAAGGACAUUUGUCCCCAGGCUGGAGCACAGAAGUGAUGUCUUCAGGGAAGCAGGACUGCUCGUCACCUAUGCCCGCUGCUGCCAUGCCUCCUUGUGCUCUCACCUUGCCACGCUUACUGACAGUGAAUGUUUCAGCUUCAGCCAGAGCCUUUUAAUUUAUGAAUGGAUCAUUAAAAUGUACAAAAGAGGCAGCCAGGCCUGUGAGAGACCCGGGCACAGCCUUUCCCUUGGUGCACAGUGCCUCGUGUGGAUCCUUUGGAAGACUGAGGAAAAGUUACUUGCAACUGCACGGAAGGAAGUGGGGAGAGCACUGAAAGAAGCCUUUGAUAUUGGGAAACCCCCUUGGGCAGAUGCUGCAGUCAUUGAGAUACUAACAGAGAAGACAGAGGCUGCCAGGCGAGUCAGCGAGAGCCUGGGUGAGAAGGUGGAAGCUGAGUGCCUGGAGGAGUGCCUGAGGUUCCUGGAGAGCUAUGAAGAUGAAGUGAGAAGUUUUAUCCAGCUUGAUGGCUGCUCACAGAUCUACAGCAGCUUACGAAUCCUGGAGAGUUGCUGCCUUCUCAGAACUGUCUGGCAUAAGUUAACAUACAUUUGCAGUGUCAGCACUGAGCAGAAUGUUAAGGUGAAUGGAUUUCUACACAGGAUGGAAGAUGAGGUUAUGGAGCAUUUUCUGCAGACCAUCACUACUAAAGUCAAGGGAACACUGAAGGACCACUUCAAAAAGUGUGACAGUGGUUUUGACCACAUCCUUGAAUGCUUAAAGCAAAGCUUUUUGACCUUUGGGAAGAAAAAAACAGAUAUAUAUGAGGCCCUGGUCAAGGCUGUCAAUGCCAUCCUUGUUACAGAAUACAUGCAGGCCCUCCUGACCACGCCCAGAAAAACAUCUGCUAUGCAGAGGAGGAGGAUUGUCAACAAGAUAGAAGAAGAUCAUAGGAUGAUGCAAACCAUCUUUAAAGAGUGCUUAGGUCCUGCAGCUGGCUCUCUCAAGGAUCCAAUAAAAGCAAUUUUAGAGCUUGUUCAAACUUCUGAUCCUGAGGGGAUGAAGAUAGCACUUCUGCCCAUUCUUAAAGAAUUUCCUGACCUCAGGAAGGAACAUCUGAGUGCAGUGCUGGACAUCAAAGAUUCACUCAGCCGAGAUGACAGAACUGCUCUCUUGAAGUCAUUUCAUGAUAAUUGCAGGGAAUCAGAAACAGAAGCAAACUUGCUUUUUGCAGAUAUAGAAGUAAAACCUAGAAAAUGUGGACUCUGUGGCUGCCUCUGCUGUUAGCAAAGGCCUGCUGGGAGAAACAUGACGCCUUACUCUACUGUGCCAGUGUCUGCAACCACAGCUCCUUGAAAGCUUCACAUGCAGCUGGAUGCAUGGAGAAGCCUGUCAGCCAUGGAAGACAAAAUUUCUGCAUUCUUGCAGGAAAACCAUGAGGCUCAAAUCCCAAGUCCAGGAGGGAGAUGAAUGGGAUAUGGUUGAAAGACAUUUCUUCAAGAUUUCCUAGAGACUGCCAUUCAGCUGAGUCCUGGUGGUUAUUCCCAGGUGUCAUGGUUUGACCCGGAAACAGGAUUUCUGGGAUGCUGUGGAUGGGGCCAAUGAGUGCUCAGAUUUGAAUAUUGCCAUCUGGCCCAACCACUGGGCAUUGGAUCCACCUCUGAGAACACAGGGUAAAAGCAGGGCU